This is a messenger RNA of Apis florea (little honeybee), 355 nucleotides long. RefSeq lists its product as uncharacterized. The record is from RefSeq and is a predicted model, not a curated record. NCBI's taxonomy places the organism in Eukaryota, Metazoa, Arthropoda, Insecta, Hymenoptera, Apidae.
UAGUAUUGUCGAAUGGCUUCCCAGUGUCGUGUGUGAGGUUGAUUGUUGAGUUGAAAAUAUGGAAAAGAUGGAAUUUCCGCUUUCUAGAAAAUGCAGACGGUGCACCAUAAUGAUUAAGGGUCGUUUCAUGUUCACCGCUCAUUGUUUUCGUCGUACCACGAGGGACUGCUUUUAUGCCAAUACUUCAAAGUGCUAUAACCUACGUGGGGUAUCAUACGAUGCAAAAGUUACGUGGGUUAAAAUCAUGGACCAUUAUCGUCGUCUUCAGGUGUCUUUCCAAGGUAAGCUAAUUGCAAAUGCCGAAUGGCGUCUUCGUAUCUAAUAUUUUAUAAUGGCGUGCAUGAACAAGCUUCUU